CUGCCGCAGACUCCCACGCUGUCUUGUAUUUCCUUUUGCUUAUGGACUGAGACUUCUUGGUUAGUCCCCUGAAGGCCUAAACGCAGAAAACCCUAAAUAGCUUGAAAAUACCAAAUUGAAGCAAUAUGAGCAGAGGAAGUGGAGGAGGAUACGAUCGUCACAUUACGAUUUUUUCACCUGAGGGCCGUCUUUUUCAAGUGGAGUAUGCUUUUAAGGCUGUUAAGGCUGCUGGGAUCACCUCAAUUGGUGUUCGUGGAAAGGAUUCUGUCUGUGUAGUGACUCAGAAGAAAGUUCCUGACAAGCUUUUGGAUCAUACAAGUGUCACUCAUCUUUUCCCCAUUACAAAGUAUCUUGGUUUGCUAGCAACUGGCAUGACAGCUGAUGCAAGGACUUUGGUUCAACAAUCUAGGAAUGAAGCUGCUGAGUUUCGCUUCCGAUAUGGAUAUGAGAUGCCUGUGGAUGUUUUGGCUAAAUGGAUAGCUGACAAAUCACAAAUUUAUACACAACAUGCUUAUAUGAGACCACUUGGAGUAGUUGCUAUGGUUUUGGGUAUUGAUGAUGAAUAUGGACCUAGGCUCUACAAAUGUGACCCAGCUGGCCACUACUUUGGCCACAAGGCUACAAGUGCGGGGUUAAAAGAGCAAGAAGCAAUCAAUUUCUUGGAGAAGAAAAUGAAGAAUGACCCUCAAUUUACCUACGAGGAAACAGUGCAGACUGCAAUCUCGGCCCUGCAAUCAGUUUUACAGGAGGAUUUUAAGGCCACAGAGAUUGAGGUUGGAGUGGUGAGGAAGGAGAAUCCAGUCUUCAGAGUGUUAUCCACCGAAGAGAUUGAUGAGCACUUGACUGCUAUAAGCGAGCGAGACUAAAUGAUGAACUGUUGAUGGGAUCCAGUAUUCUUGAAACUUCUUGGUCAAUAUUUAGACACUUUUCUGUGUGAAACCUAACCAGUUAUCAGCUGAUAUGCUGUGUAGGUGCAGAUGAAUGCUUCAAUUGUCAAACGAAAAUUUCAACUCAAAUCUGAAACUGAUAGGUUCAUUUGCUUUUGCAAUGCUGAGGGCCUUCCCUUGUGGAAAGAAUGAGAUUAGUAUUUCUUUGUUGGUUUA
This is a messenger RNA of Manihot esculenta (cassava), 1103 nucleotides long. Its product is annotated as proteasome subunit alpha type-6. Gene Ontology annotation, biological process: ubiquitin-dependent protein catabolic process. The transcript is spliced from 9 exons. The record is from RefSeq and is a predicted model, not a curated record. Lineage: Eukaryota; Viridiplantae; Streptophyta; Magnoliopsida; Malpighiales; Euphorbiaceae. The coding region runs from base 126 to 866 and encodes 246 amino acids. Gene Ontology annotation, cellular component: proteasome core complex; proteasome core complex, alpha-subunit complex; cytosol.